This is a messenger RNA of Dictyostelium discoideum AX4, 318 nucleotides long. RefSeq lists its product as hypothetical. The record is from RefSeq and is a predicted model, not a curated record. The transcript has a single exon. Bases 1 to 318 code for a protein of 105 amino acids. Lineage: Eukaryota; Evosea; Eumycetozoa; Dictyosteliales; Dictyosteliaceae.
AUGUUUAAAAUAUACCACAUUUUACUUAUAUUAAUAGCUUCGAGUUCAUUAUUAUUUUUACAAUUCCAAUUUAUUCAUUGUGAAACUAAUAAUCAAUCACCUGCUAUUGAACAAAUAACAAUGAUGAAUUGUUCAUUAGUGAAAUGUGAAAAAAUUAAUUGUAAACAAUUCGAAGUGGAAAUUAAAAAAUCAAAUUCUUGUUGUCCAACAUGUAUUAAUUGUUCACCUUACAAAUGUCCAAAUUCUUGUCCAAAGAACUACAUUCUUGUAAAAAAUGAUAAUCAAUGCUGUCCAGUUUGCCAACAUAUUUUAUUUUAA